AUGGCGUCAAAGGGGGUCCCUCAGCAGCAAUCGGCGGAUGGUUUGGCGAUGGAUGAUCAGGAGCCUAGGGCCCGGGCCGAUGAGAUUCCUGAGCUGCGGCGGGGAUGCAUGAUCCCUCGUGGUCGGUAUCUAGCCAGUGACCUACCGCCUCUGCAUACGCUGACAGAUAUUUUCGCUGACAUGGCAUCGAACGCCAUGAAAAUGGGAUUCGAGCAUGUGCUCAUUCGGCUCGGCAGUCGACCACUUCGAGUGGCGACAGUGUGCUCAGGAACAGAAGCCCCGCUUCUGGCCCUGGAAUUAAUCCAGACGGGUUUGGCAGAGACCCAGCAACUUCGGAUCUCGCAUGCUUUCAGCUGCGAGAUCGUUCCGUUCAAACAAUCAUACAUUGAACGGAACUUCCGCCCCCCUAUCCUCUUUCGGGACAUCACCGAGCUUGGAGGGGAUGUGGCGCGGACCGCCUACGGGUCAUCGGAGGUGAUUCCCGGUGACCUCGACAUCUUAGUUGCUGGGACUGCCUGUGUCGAUUUCUCUCCGUUGAACACCCGCAAGAAGACGCUGCAGCAAGGCGGCGAGUCGGGAGCUACGUUCGACGGUCUCUUGCGGUACGCAGAGAGAUAUCGACCCCGCAUGGUCGUCCAGGAGAACGUCCGGAACGCGCCCUGGGAUCAGAUGAAGGGAAAGUGGGAGGAGCUUGGAUACAUGUCGGUUUGUGUCAAUGUCGACACAAAGCAUUACUACAUCCCACAGACACGCGAGCGCGGGUACAUGGUAGUCAUUGACAAGCGCCGCUUGGAAGCAGCGGGCCUGCUUGGAGGCUCCUUGGACCAGAGUGGCAUUGACACUGUCACUCAACGCGUUCGUGAGCUUGCUGGUCGUUUCAAGCGGCCAGCGAGUGCGCCGGUGGGUAUGUUCUUGCUGAGUGACGUUGACCGCCGACUCGAGCUCACCGAGAUGAGAGCCCGCCUUGAGUCUAGAAGCGAAACUAGCUGGGACCAGUACCAAAUUCGUCACGAACGGCACCGGGGCGAAUUGGAACUAGGCAUCGAGAGGCCAAUCACUCGAUCCCUGCCCGGAAUCAAUGACCUGAAGGCACCGGACUUCUAUUGGCAUCGUUUCUGGAAGACACAGCCGGAGAGAGUGUGGGAGACCGUGGACAUGAAUUUCUUGAAGAAGAUGCUUCAAGAUUAUGACAUGAACUUCAAGGAGCGUUGGAUCGACUUGUCUCAGGGAGUCGAUCGAGGAAAUGACAGCCUUGCUGGGUCUGGGAUUGCGGGAUGCCUGACGCCGAAGGGCAUCCCAUUUGUGACCACCCGCGGGGGCCCCGUAUCUGGCACGGAAGCCCUUUCGUUACAAGGCCUGCCCCUCGAUCGAAUGAUACUCACGAGAGAAACGCAAGCUGAUUUGAUGGACCUGGCAGGAAAUGCAAUGACCAGUACGGUCGUGUGUGCAAUCAUGCUGGCUGGUCUGAUAGCCGUGCAUGAGAUUCUUGACAACGGUGAGGAGGGUUCAACCAACCCCGGCGACGUGGAGGCCAAGUCUCUUCUCAUACCCAGCGAGGUCCACAGCCUCGUGAGAAGCAACCUCCAAAUUGCCGAAGCCCACCUCAUCGACCAUGCUGUUCUCAAAGUCAGAGCAGCGAGCAGCGCUCUGUGCUGUUCCUGCGAGAGACAGACUGGGGUUCAAGAUUCAAUUUAUAGUUGCACGCUGUGUGGACACACCGCUUGCAGAUCCUGUCGUGGAAAUCCCACGCAUUCGUAUCUACCUGUUUCCCCCCUCUCUCGACGAAAGCCGUCUGAGUUUAUAGCAAAAAUGAAGGGACUUGUUCCCAUGAAGCUUAUGCUGUCUGGGUUGUCCGCGUUGGACUUCGAGACGUUUAAAUCCCUUUACCCUAUCGACAACAUCUCCCAGUUCUGGCCCGACUUUAUUCAAUGCACGAAUGCAGCUGUGCACGACGUCUUUCGGUUUUUCGAGAUCAAGCGCGGAAGAACAUGGCGAGUCGUUUACGAUGGCACGCACUCCAGCUUGUUCCUUGAUAUCGGUAUGGAAUCCAUCCAGUGGCUCUUGUACGCAAAGCCCCCCAAGUCCGCAAACACGAGAAGCGUCAUCCGAGAAGUGCUGGCCAAGCCAAUUGCCAGAAUGAGUCCCACCUCUGGGUCUUUUGUCGAGGGUACAUGGGAAGUUUGUUCACCCGUUAGCACCCCUUUCUCACUUCAGAUUUCCGGCCGAGGAUGCCAAGUCCGAUCAUUCCAAUCGGAGUGUGGUCUUAAAGCUGCUAGGUUUGUUGAUGGAAAAGCCUGGGACAGUAUUUUCGUUGAAGGAUUAGAUCAAGAUGUCACAGUUCUUGAUUUUGACGUCCGGGGAAUCUACCAUUUCCUCCCUGAGUGUGGAACAGCGCUUGGUGCAUUGUACAGAAAACAAGCCACCGCCCGCUCGCCUCCAAUAUUCUUAUUCCUUGAUUCAACGAAGACUGGACCCCCUGAUGAAGAUGCUUGUGUGUUCUCCCUUGACCACAGCCGCCUUCCUGGAUACGAUGUGAGAAUGACGAUAGCCGAGUUGUCCUCAGCUUGGAGAUCAUUGGAUGUCACCUUGGAUUCGCAAGAUGUGAAAGCUUUCUGUCGUCGAUGGGUCAAGGCCCCCAGAGUGCAAUUGAGCCAUUGUCCUGCCGAGCAGAUUACUCUCCGCACAUUGCAACAAGGAAUCCGAGUCUCGAUUGAAAACCAGCAAUGUCAUGAUGCUUGUAUCACCCUUACCUCACUCUCAGCAACAACAGCAAUUCUCAACCUGCCCGACGCAACUUCCGACUGGCAAGCUUGGAAUCCCGAGGUCUCUAUGAGAGAAUUGAAAGGUCUCGCAUGGUUGUUCCCAAAGAUUGCCGCGUGGUCCGACUUUGAAGACUGGAACGAAAUUAUCCGUCCAGACAGUUCAGACCCAAAUCAUGCAGAUGGCAAUUGCAAUAUCUGUAACCCACCCACCCCCAGUGUCCUUUGGGGCCGUGACAACAAAGACCGAAUCAUCCCAUAUGAGAACCCCCAAGAAGCUGCUGUCUAUGAGCGCGCCAUCAAAAAACGGCCCUCGCCAUUCUUGGUCUUCAGACGAAUCAACGAAACUGGAGACGCUGAGUUAAGUUUCACCCUCAAUAUUCAAGCUCUGACGCAUCGGGCACAUGGAAACCUGGUCGGUACUACAAGCCGUGAGACAGUAAUAUCUUGCUGGCGACUUCUACCUCAUGCGUACGACAUGGCUCAAAAACCCCCCGAUGUGAGUCACGCAACCCCCGAAAGGUUCACUUUGAGGAGCAACGACGACGAUAGUCCUUCGCCACAGCCUCCCAACUUCAAAUUCAAGCUUCGUGAUGAACAGCUUCGAUCAUUGAGCUGGAUGAUUUCACAAGAAGCAAAAGAUAUGGAACCGUUUAUGGAAGAGGAAGUUGAAGAAUCAAUCCUCCCCUUGAUGCCCUGGCGCGCCGAAGUCAAAGCAACACUGCCAAAGAUUGUUCGCGGUGGCGUGCUAGCUGACGAGGUUGGAUAUGGAAAGACGGCUGUUAUUCUCGGUCUCAUUGACGCGCAGUAUAAAACAGACACCAAACCCCCUGAAGACGACUGGCUGAUUCCAACCAAAGCAACCCUGAUCAUCGUGCCUAGCAAUGUGUUCAAGCAGUGGAUUUCGGAGACCAAGAAGUUUCUCGAGGGAAAAUACAAAGUCUUGGCGAUAUCGUCAAUCAACAAGAUUACCAUCCGGGAAAUCGAAGAAGCAGAUAUCGUGAUUUUGUCAUGGAGUAUACUGGCGAACGAUGCAUACUACAGACGACUUCAACAAUUUACCGGAACACCCCAGGCUCCCGCAAAAUCGAGCGGAGGAACAGGUCGAAACUUUGAUAGCUGGUUCCAUGACGCUCGUGCUUCCUUGCAGGAGUCUGUUGAGAUGUUAAAAACAAAAGGGCCUGAGGCGAUGCUCCAGAGAUUGGAGGCCAGACGUCGCCGAGUUCAAGAAAUGCAGGCCGACUUCACUUACGUGCCUUCUCGACUCCUCCAUGGCCAGGCAUUCGCUGAUGCUUUUAAUGGUCGUGACGAGUCCGAUGCAGAAGCGGAAGAGGAUUUGGAUUCUGAGUCUGACUCGGGUUUCGAGGAAGUUGAUGCAUCUGAUGCGAGACAGUCGACCGGAACAGCGAGUCCUGUGGGCCAGCGGAAGCGGAGACACGGUAGGAAGUCAGUGGAAGGUUCAAGUAGAAAGCGACAAAAGCGCCCAUCAGCAGACCUGGCAGACGUGACCGAUGACAAAAAGAAAUGUGGAGCCAAAUCAACUGCCGUGAAAGAUGACCGCAUGGACUUUGAUAUCAAAAGUGGUAUCAAAAAGACGGAAAAGCAGGACUGGCGCACUGUUAAAGCUGCUUUCAUUCACGCAUUCAAAUUUAACCGUUUGGUUAUCGACGAAUACACAUAUGCCGGGGAAGAAAGACAGGCCUCCCUGCUCUCAUUGCAGGCACGCUCCAAAUGGAUCCUUUCUGGAACGCCUGCUCUUGCUGAAUUUGCCGAUAUCAAGAGCAUCGCGCGUUACCUUGGUCUAGAACUUGGUGUGGACGACGAUGGCGAUUGCGACAAGCCGACGCAGAAUAGCAGACUACGAAAUAUCAGGAAGAACCACACAGCUGCUGAGGCGUUCCAAUAUUACCAGCCACCCCACAGUAACGCGUGGUACCAAAACCGCCGAGAGCAUGCUCAAAGAUUUCUAGAUCGGUUUGCGCGUCAAAACAUCGCACGCAUCACACACAUUCCAUUGAUAACGCAUCUUGUCAUCACCGAACAGUCACCCGCUGAAAAGACAGCGUACGAUACGUUAUUCCGAGCCGUCAUCGAAAACAAGAAACGAAUCCCUGGUCCCUUGAGCACCAUUUUGUCCAAGAGCCAGUUCCCCCAAGAGGCACUCAUCAUGUCUUGUGUCACAAGUCAAAUCGGACAACCUCCAUGGAACCUCGAGAAGUGCCGGAAAGGCUCGCGGAGCGACCAAAAGAAAUCAGUUGAGAUCUGGACUAAAGUGGACUCGAUCACUCGACAGGCAGCGACUGUUUGGUGUCGCGAAAUGAACCAUACCGAUCCCAAGGACUGGCAAAACGCCCUGAAUGGCGUUGCAAAUAUUGAUUUGGGGGACGCGGAGCUCAACAAAAAGUUCAACGAGCUGUUAGGGGGUAUCAUCCGCUCAUACAGCGAGUGGAAACUAGCAGAGCAACACCGGCCUAUUGAAGAUUUGCUUCAUGCGCGAUUCCAAAAGACCCAGAACGCGAAGUCCGGCAACACAGCCGGUGGAAGACGCCCUCCCAGAGUCACAGCUCAUGGAGGAACCACCAGUACGUCUUCCAAUGAAAUUUGGACGGCUGUCGAAAAAGCCUUGUUCACUGAUGUUACCUCUCUCUUGAAGCAAGUCCUCGAGAUUGACCGGGAAUGCCGAUUCUACGAAAAUCUGGUGAGGAUUCAGACCAUUGGAAUUCCACCCUGUGAAAAUUGCAAGAGAGAUUUGCAAGAAAAGAAAAAUGUCUACGUUCUCAAAAACUGCGGUCAUGCCCUCUGCAAAGGUUGCCUCGACGCCGCGAUCAACCAACCACGCAAACCCUGCCCCGUCCUUGGAUGUAGCGGCCACAUUUUCCAAUCCAAGAUCGUACCCGGUGAGAUCCUCGUCAGUGAAGACCAAGAAAUUCAGAAUACCAAGCUCAACGAGCUUAUUGAGAUCAUCCGCAAGGUUCCAGAGGAUGAACUUGUCCUCAUCUUCGUACAAAUCAGCCACCUUUUGCCCGUUACAUCAAAUGCCCUUCAAGCUGCGAACAUCAAUCACCGCAUGGUGACACAAACCAACUUGAAGGGAAUCGGAGAAUUCACUGAUCCUCCUAAACCCAAGAAGGGCACCACUCAACCACCUUCCAGGCCAAAGGCCUUGAUAUUGAAUCUCGGAUCCUCUAUGGCAGCUGGAUUGAAUCUCCAAUGCGCAAAUCACGUCAUCUUCUUGUCACCAUACUACGCUGCUUCUGACCAUGAGUAUGAUGCGGGCAUGAUCCAGGCAAUCGGACGUGCGCGGCGAUUUGGGCAGAAGCGCAAAGUCCAUGCAUAUCAUUUGCUGGUGAAGAACACAUAUGAAGUCAACAUCUUCCAGAAGGCUCAAUCAAGCAAACUCGUUGAGCGUCAAGGUAUCCCAGUUUUAGUUCCAGAAGGAGAAGUAUUGCUAGACGAUGUUGCAUACGAAGGAGAGGAGUUGCCAGAGUAG
Molecule: messenger RNA, 6249 nt
Organism: Penicillium digitatum Pd1
Lineage: Eukaryota; Fungi; Ascomycota; Eurotiomycetes; Eurotiales; Aspergillaceae
Product: putative SNF2 family helicase
Biological process (GO): nucleotide-excision repair
Cellular component (GO): nucleus
Molecular function (GO): methyltransferase activity; ATP-dependent chromatin remodeler activity; ATP binding
Source: RefSeq, a predicted model, not a curated record